This is a messenger RNA of Vicia faba (fava bean), 321 nucleotides long. The record is from the annotation of a GenBank genome assembly. NCBI's taxonomy places the organism in Eukaryota, Viridiplantae, Streptophyta, Magnoliopsida, Fabales, Fabaceae.
AUGGGUAGAACUUCCAAAUCUCAGCCUUCAAGCGCCUCCAAUUCCGAUGAAGAAGAAGAAGAGGUUGAUAACGUUAACGACCAUAUCGAAGACGACGAAGACGAACUCGAAGCCGUUGCUCGUUCUGCUAGCUUCGACGAUGAUGACAAUGUGCCUGAUGAAGAUGAAGCCGGCGAGUACGCCGAAGACGACGAUAAUCAGGAUGAAAGUAGUGCGAAUCUUGAGAUUAGUAAGCAUGAGAAAGCUAGAUUGAAGGAACUAGAGAGAUUGAGGAAACAGAAGAGGACUGGUCUGCUUUCGGCCCAUUUCGUUUUCCUCUGA